Molecule: messenger RNA, 1698 nt
Organism: Rotaria sp. Silwood1
Lineage: Eukaryota; Metazoa; Rotifera; Eurotatoria; Philodinida; Philodinidae
Source: the annotation of a GenBank genome assembly
AUGAAUGUUCAACGUUCGUGCCAUCAUCAUCAUCAUCAACAGCAACAACAUGAACGAGACACAUUUGAAGACAGAUAUCAAUUAUUAAAAAAUGAAUUUAAACAAAAAAAUGAUAUGAUUGAUAAAAUAAAAAAUGAAAUUGGUCAUUCGAAUCAACAAAAUGAAUUAUCACGAUCAACAUCUAUUUCAACUGAACAAUUAGUUAAAUAUAUUAUUUUAAUUUUAAAUGAAUUGUUAAUUAAUAUUUUUUUAUAUUUAAAGUUUGCUCAUAAUCCUACUCAACGUUCAAAUAACAAUUUACUUAUUAAAAAUCGAGAAAUAGCCAAAUUGAAAGCAUUAAUUUUUGAAAAAGAUAAUGAACUUAUUGCACUUAAAUUAGCUAAUAAAAAUGCUCUAACACAGAUGGAAGAACAAAUGGAACGUGAACGAAAAGUAUGGAAUGAACAUAAAGAACUAUUAUUAGUCAGUGAACGAACAAAAUUUGAAGAAGAAAAAUCUCAUUUAUUUAAAGAUUUACAAGAUCAAUUAAAACUUGAACAAGAACGUUGUCAACGUUUAGAACAAAAAUUACAUGAUACACAGAUGGUAUCGAGUGAAGCCCAAUUAAUGUUAAAAGACAGUGGCCGUGAACGGAUCAAUGCUGUUUACGGCACAAAAGAACAAUGUCGCAAAGAAUUUCAAGAUGAAAUUACUCGACUACGUAAUCAAUUUCAAUCAGAGAAAAAUGCUGAAUUGGCUCGUAUACAAGAACGUAUUCAUGAAUUAGAAGAUGCAUUAGAUCAUGUCUCAACUAAAAAUGCUGAUAUAACUUUACGUCAACAUGAAUUAUUUCUAAAUUUGGAAACAUCUGAAAAAACUUGUGUUCGUUCAUUAAAUGAUUGUAUUAAAAAAUUACUCAUAGCAAUGGAUAGUCCAUCACAUGUCUAUACAAAAAUUUCACAUAUGACAUCAUUGACAUAUGAUCGAGAAUCAAUUGUUGAACGAUUACCAACUCGAAAUGCACUUAAAUCACUUCAAGAUACAGUUGAUGAUAUUAAAAAUUAUAUUAUUGAACAAAAAAUACAAAUUGAAGGAAAAACAAAAUUUUUAAAUAAAUCAAAAAUCUUAACAGAUCGUACAAUGGAUUAUUCAAAUCGAACUUAUGAUAAUGAUAAUAAUAAUAGUAAUCGAAAUCGUUAUCAAUUAACUAUAAAAAAUUCUUUUUCAAAAGAUCAAAAAGAAAAUGAUCAUUAUUUUCAUGAUAAUGAUCGUCUAUCACAACCAUCUGAUACUGAUCAUUAUCGUUCACAGAAUAGUUCUUAUAAUCCUUUCCAUUUAUCAUCAGAACAAAAUGAUACAAUUAAUAAUCUUGUACAAAAACUUGAAAAUCAUAUUGCAUCUGAACUUAAUCGUUUGACUAAACAACGUUUAAUAUUAAAUGGUUCAAGUUCUCAUGAUUCAAUAUCAUUUCAUUUAGAACCACCUACAAAGAUCAAAUUCGAAUCUGAUUCUGCAAAUACUAGUAGUGAGACAAGACAAGAUACGUUGAUUCGGCAUUUACAACAUCGUAUUAGUGAUUUACGAGAUGAUAAUACGCGUCUAAGAGAUAAUCAACAAUCACAAUCAUUUCUAACAAAAAAUAAUAAAUCAACAGAUCAUGAAAACGAUAAUCUUCAAUCAUUUUCAUCGAUGCGUUUACAUAAUUGUCCAACAACGUAA